Messenger RNA from Pollicipes pollicipes, 1488 nucleotides. Its product is annotated as prosaposin-like. Gene Ontology annotation, cellular component: lysosome. The record is from RefSeq and is a predicted model, not a curated record. Gene Ontology annotation, biological process: sphingolipid metabolic process. The coding region runs from base 1 to 1488 and encodes 495 amino acids. NCBI's taxonomy places the organism in Eukaryota, Metazoa, Arthropoda, Thecostraca, Pollicipedomorpha, Pollicipedidae. The transcript is spliced from 13 exons.
AUGACCUCCUGGUGCAUCGACAAGGUGUGGAACUACAUGAGCCUGCCAGAGGACAAUGAUGAUGUGUGCCACAUCUGCCUGGACAUGGUGAAGGAGGCUCGUGACCAGCUCAACAGCAAUGAGACCCAGGAGGAGCUGAAGGAGGUGCUGGAGGGCUCGUGCAACCUGCUGCCGAUCCGGCUGAUCGCCAAGGAGUGCGACGAGCUGGUGGACGAGUUCAUCCCGGAGCUGGUGGAGGUGCUGUCCUCGCAGAUGAACCCGCAGGUGGUGUGCCAGACGGCCGGACUGUGCAACUCUCCGCGGGUUGACAAGCUGCUGGAGGAUCGGAGCCACAAGAAGCUGGCGGAGAAACCGGCUGACGCGUGCGCCACCUGUCAGCAGAAGACGACAGCUUUGAAGCAGUAUGUGGCCGCUGGAGGGCAGCAGCAGCUGCUGGACAGCCUGCUGCCGGUUUGCCGUGACCUGGGGUCGUACAGUGACGCCUGCGCCGGCGAUCUGGCCGCGCACAUCGACGUCAUCUACCAGUGGGUGGGCCGAGCUGGACACGGACGGCAUUUGUCUGGCUGGGCAACGCCUGUCCCCGGCCUCUUCGACGAGACGCCGCUGCAGCUGACGGCGACGGGCCCGGCCGUGGACUGCGAUCUCUGUAUUCACAUCGUGAAACACUGGCGGGACAUCCUGGUGGCCAACACCACCAAGGAGGAGUUCAAGGAGAUCCUGGACGGCAUCUGCUCCAAGACCAAGGCCUGGGCGCCCAAGUGCACACAGCUGGUGAACGAGUACUACGAAGUGAUCUACGAUUACCUGGUGAACCAGAUGCGCGCGCAUACCAUCUGCAAGGCCAUCGGCCUGUGCUCCAAGCCCGGCCAGCCGUCGCUGGAGAUGCCGCUGGCCAAGCUCACCCCGCCGCAAGAGCUGCACACCGUGGCCUGGAGAAGAGCCCCGUGCAUGAAGGUCCCGAAGCUGCACCACGUCCAGCUGAAGAAGUCGCCGCCCCGCGCCUACGGCAACGAUGGCCUGGCGCACCCUAACCCGCUGGAGGGCUCUCCUAUACCUGCUGCCGAGGUGCUGCCCGUCGGCCAGCUGCCGCUCUCGCGGCUGGGCCUGCCCGACAUGAGCGGCCUCUUCCAGCGCAACACCGAGCUCUGUGACAUCUGCGAAUUCGGCCUGCAGGAGCUGCGGAAGGUGCUGAUGGAGGACGCGACAGAGGACGAGCUGACUGAGCAGGUGGGCCGCCUCUGCCACCUGCUGCCGCGCACGCUGGCCAACCGCUGCAACAAGUUCGUCGCCACCUACGGCGACUUCAUCAUCACCAUGUUGGCACAGGAGAUCGACCCCAGCGAGGCUCAACUGGAGGAGUCUGAGUCCUCCGAGCAGCUAUCCUCCGAGGAGCGUGUGGACGAGGCGCCCGGCUGCGCCAUCUGUGAAUACGCCAUGAACACCCUGCUCGACUACCUUAAGGACAAGAAGACCGAGAAAAAUGAGUGA